AUUGGCUGCUUGGGGGGGCCACGCGGGCGCCCGCGCUGUGACGUCAGAGCGCGGCGCUGAGCGGCAGAACGAGGGGCGCGGAGGAGCCGCCAUGAGCAAAGCGCACCCGCCCGAGCUCAAGAAGUUCAUGGACAAGAAGCUGUCAUUGAAGCUGAAUGGCGGCCGCCACGUCCAGGGCAUCCUGCGGGGCUUUGACCCCUUCAUGAACCUCGUCAUCGAUGAGUGCGUGGAGAUGGCACCAGGGGGCCAGCAGAACAACAUUGGCAUGGUGGUGAUAAGAGGAAACAGCAUCAUUAUGUUGGAAGCUUUGGAACGAGUAUAGCAGGGGAGGAUCCCACCUCACUCCCAGACAUCCCAACUCCAAGCUGUUUCCUUUCCUCUCCCAUUCUACCACGAAGCUUCCCCAGGGCUUAAACUUAUUUUGGGUUUGGUUUGGUUAAAUAAAUUUUGUACUGGUUGAUGUAA
This is a messenger RNA of Dryobates pubescens (Downy woodpecker), 465 nucleotides long. It is a transcript of the gene SNRPG, whose product is annotated as small nuclear ribonucleoprotein polypeptide G. Gene Ontology annotation, biological process: spliceosomal snRNP assembly; mRNA splicing, via spliceosome. The record is from RefSeq and is a predicted model, not a curated record. Bases 92 to 322 code for a protein of 76 amino acids. The transcript is spliced from 4 exons. Gene Ontology annotation, cellular component: U4 snRNP; precatalytic spliceosome; P granule. Gene Ontology annotation, molecular function: RNA binding. NCBI's taxonomy places the organism in Eukaryota, Metazoa, Chordata, Aves, Piciformes, Picidae.